Molecule: messenger RNA, 812 nt
Organism: Kickxella alabastrina
Lineage: Eukaryota; Fungi; Kickxellomycota; Kickxellomycetes; Kickxellales; Kickxellaceae
Exons: 1
Coding region: 174-812 (212 amino acids)
Biological process (GO): ubiquinone biosynthetic process; cellular respiration
Cellular component (GO): mitochondrion
Molecular function (GO): ubiquinone binding
Source: RefSeq, a predicted model, not a curated record
CAUCAUUCUUUGAUCUCGGCUCUUUUCGCUUUAUCUCGCCUCUGCCGGACCAAAUUAUUUUUACUUUCGCCACUUAUAUAGUAAAAUCUCUGCGCCGCACGCCCUCGCACUUCUACAUACAGUUGGGCUGCUUUUAAACCUAUUGACUUUGAGUGACAGUACUAAGACGCACCAUGAAUUCAAUUUUUUCGCGGCGACUGGCUCACGCUGUGAAUGGUGUGGCCAAGUUACAGGGUGGCUCGCGCGGGUUCCUACUGCCAUCGCUUCCGUCUUUCUCAACAAAGAAAGUUUACAAUGAUACCGGCAUCUUUAAUUAUACACCGGAGCAGAUCUUCAACGUGGUUGCCGACGUCGAAAAGUACCACAAGUUUGUGCCGAUGUGCCUCGCUUCGACAGUGCUGCCCAACACGCGGCGAACGGUGCCGGCUUUGAUUCUAGGCGACGCAGACAGCCAAAGCUUUGAUGCCGAGCUCGUAAUUGGGUACCCACCCUUGCAGGAACGCUACACGUCGUUUGUAAGACUGGAUAAGCCGUGGCGCAUCGUGGCCACCGCUGCUCCCGGAGGCGGAAUAUUCAAGCACAUGAAGACUGUGUGGGAGCUGUCGCAGUCAGACGGAUCCAGUGCAGCAGCCGGGCUCCCGAAAAGCGCGUUUGUGAACAGCAGCAGCCCAAGCACGCUUGUCCAUUUCUCGAUUGAGUUUGAAUUUGCUUCAGUGCUGCACGCCCAGGCCGCCAGCCUGGCCUUCGAAAAGGUUGCACAGUCUACUUUGACUGCGUACCGAACUCGUUGCCAAAAGCUUUAUGGACAUUAA